Molecule: messenger RNA, 1164 nt
Organism: Aspergillus ibericus CBS 121593
Lineage: Eukaryota; Fungi; Ascomycota; Eurotiomycetes; Eurotiales; Aspergillaceae
Product: FTR1 family protein
Exons: 4
Coding region: 1-1164 (387 amino acids)
Biological process (GO): iron ion transmembrane transport
Cellular component (GO): high-affinity iron permease complex; plasma membrane
Molecular function (GO): ferrous iron transmembrane transporter activity
Source: RefSeq, a predicted model, not a curated record
AUGGGCAACAAUCCGGUUUUUGCCGUCACUGUCUUUUUCAUUUGCUUCCGAGAAUGUCUGGAGACAAGUGUCGUUGUGUCUGUCUUGUUGGCAUUCUUGAAGCAGACGCUCGGGAACAGUGAGGAAGGCGAAACGUACAAACGACUCAAACGACAGGUGUGGCUAGGAUGUGCACUCGGGCUGUUCAUCUGCCUCUGUGUCGGUGCCGGCAUGAUCGGCGCCUUUUAUAGCCUGGGCACGGACACGUUCUCCAACACCGAAGAUAUCUGGGAAGGAGUUCUGGGCAUCUUAGCAUCCCUCAUCAUUGCGGUCAUGGGUGCGGCUUUGCUGCGGGUGUCCAAGCUGCAGGAAAAAUGGCGGGUGAAGCUUACCAAAGCUCUCCAGCAGCACGACCGGUUCAAUCGCUCUCGCAAAGGCCGGGUUAAGAUGUGGUUCGAGAAAUAUGUUAUGUUUAUACUGCCCUUCAUCACAGUUCUACGGGAAGGACUGGAGGCCGUGGUUUAUGUCGGAGGUGUCGGGCUGGGCCUGCCGGCCACAUCGUUCCCGCUGGCGGUUGUCUGUGGUCUCAUUGCGGGGUGUCUGGUUGGAUACCUGAUCUAUCGAGGAGGCAGUGAAACCACCAUGCAGUUCUUCUUGAUCGUCUCGACCUGCUUCCUGUACCUGGUGGCCGCGGGGUUGUUCUCCCGUGGGGUGUGGUACUUCCAGGACAACGCCUGGAACAAGAUCAUCGGUGGGGAUGCAUCCGAAACGGGCUCGGGUCCAGGAUCUUAUGAUAUCCGGCAGAGCGUGUGGCACGUUAAUUGCUGCAAUCCCGAGCUGGGCGGCGGCGGCGGUUGGGGUAUUUUCAAUGCCCUACUAGGAUGGACCAACUCGGCAACCUACGGGUCGGUGAUCGGCUAUAAUCUAUUCUGGGUGUGCGUGGUGCUUGCCUAUGCGGCGAUGUUGUAUCGGGAGCGGAGGGGUGCGAUUCCCGUCAUUGACCCGAUGAUUGCGCGCUACCAGGGGUUCAAGGCCCGGGCGAUAGCUGCCAUUCUUCGCCGGCCGGUUGAAGAGGACUAUGAUUCAGUGGAGCAACCAGGGAUUUUGGAAAGCAGUGGGAAGGAGAAAGCGGUUGGUUCAGGGCCGUCCAUGUCUGUGAGAGAAGCGGAGGUUAGGGCUGUGUAG